GUAUCACCAUUUAAGUAAAUAAUUUUUGCCCUAUAUAAUAUCCAACGUUGACGAAUUGGGAAUAGGGUUCUGCUGAGCGAAGCAGAUCCGUUUCCUGCCCUUCUAUCUUCAUUAUUCUCUCUCCAGCGCCUUCGACGAAGCACGAGAAGUUUUAGAUGUGAUUCGCAUUUGAGGGAUACUCUUCUCAACGAUGAAGGUGAAGGUGAUUGUGAUUCUGCUGUUGGAGUUUCUACUUUAAAGUGGAAGGCAGUUUAUGGUGUUUCUACAUUUUAUUUUGAAUCAUGAACAGUAACCAUAUUUAAUUUGGGAUCCAAAUAUUGUUCAAAUAUUUACUCUUAAUUUCAUUUUUCGCAAUUGGAUUCGAAUUUUUGUUUAAUCCUUUAUUGAAGCCGUUCUCUGCUUGUUUCUUUGACUUUAAAAGUUGCCUCGGAUCCUGUAUGUGUGUUUCAUAGGUAGGGCUUGGCCUUUGAUUGAAUAACGACGGGAAAUAGGCUUGAAUUGACGAUCUUGGUGUGGAUUCUGUGGUAAUGUGGGCAGGCUGGAGAUUGUUUUUGUAUUUCUCUGUUGAUUACAUCCAGGGCUCAUCUUGCUUUUGGUCCCCUUGCGGCAGUAUACUUCGAGAAAGUUAUUGAGUUUCAGUUAUGAGUCCAGAAAGAAGCAGAAGCCCUCUUCGAACCAAGAGGUUUCGUGGCAGUGACCGUGCAUCUUUUCGUGAAGCACCUUACUCAAGGGAUCGUCGUAUUUCCCGGCAAGAUUAUCUGUGCAAUAAGUGCAAACGACCAGGGCAUUUUGCCAGAGAUUGUCCGAAUAUGACUGUAUGCAAUAACUGCGGACUCCCAGGCCAUAUCGCCGCUGAGUGCAACUCAACUACCAUGUGUUGGAACUGCAAGGAGCCUGGACACCUUGCAAGCCAAUGCCCCAAUGAUCCAGUCUGCCAUAUGUGUGGAAAGAUGGGUCACCUGGCUCGAGAUUGCUUCAACCCUGGGCUACCUGCCCAUGAUGCAAGGCUCUGCAACAACUGCUACAAGCCAGGCCACAUUGCUGCCGACUGCACCAAUGAGAAAGCUUGCAACAACUGCCGCAAGACUGGUCACCUUGCUCGGGAAUGCCCAAACGAGCCUGUGUGCAACAUCUGCAACAUCUCCGGUCACUUAGCCCGCCAAUGCCCCAAGUCAAGCCUCACACCAGAGCUUGGUGGCCCUUUCAGGGACAUACUUUGCCGUACUUGUGGGCAGCCUGGCCAUAUCAGCCGGGACUGUGUAUCCAUUGUCAUCUGCAACAACUGUGGUGGGAGGGGACACCAGGCUUUUGAGUGUCCAUCUGUCCGGAUGCUUGACCGUGGUGUCCUUCGACGGUAUUGAUCAUCUGGGUUGGUAGGGUUGGUUCGUCGAAGAAGCCUGCUAUUGCAUCGCAAUAUAUUUUGAUCUUUGGGAUUGAUUGCUUCUGUAUGAGAGAUCCAUUUUCCUUAUGUUGCAAAUUAUAUAACUCAACUCUUUUAGGCGCUCUUACAACAUGGUGUAGCAAUAUGCUGUUUCCUUUUUCCGCCAUAUAUUGAGGUCUGGGUUGUUACAUUUACCUUUUGGAAGAUGCUUGAAAUGAUUACUUUUCA
This is a messenger RNA of Malania oleifera, 1609 nucleotides long. RefSeq names its product zinc finger protein GIS2-like. The transcript has 4 exons. The record is from RefSeq and is a predicted model, not a curated record. Gene Ontology annotation, molecular function: nucleic acid binding; zinc ion binding. The coding region runs from base 642 to 1361 and encodes 239 amino acids. NCBI's taxonomy places the organism in Eukaryota, Viridiplantae, Streptophyta, Magnoliopsida, Santalales, Ximeniaceae.